Messenger RNA from Mus caroli (Ryukyu mouse), 3985 nucleotides. RefSeq names its product mediator complex subunit 17 (gene Med17). Lineage: Eukaryota; Metazoa; Chordata; Mammalia; Rodentia; Muridae. Gene Ontology annotation, cellular component: mediator complex; core mediator complex. Gene Ontology annotation, biological process: regulation of transcription by RNA polymerase II. The record is from RefSeq and is a predicted model, not a curated record. Gene Ontology annotation, molecular function: transcription coregulator activity.
GGCAGCAGUGGGUGGUUUGCUUCCUCCCGGCCGCCGCGUCGGGCUUGCGGGAAGCUUGGUCCAGCCUUCCGUGUCGGUGCUGGACUCUGAGUCUCCGGCGAGUCGCCCACAGGCCGCCGCCAGCAUGUCGGGCGUGCGAGCCGUGCGCAUCAGCAUCGAGUCGGCCUGCGAGAAGCAGGUGCAGGAGGUGGGCCUUGAUGGCACCGAGACGUACCUGCAGCCGCUGUCUAUGUCCCAGAACCUGGCGCGCCUGGCGCAGCGCAUCGACUUCAGCCAGGGCUCCGGCUCGGAGGAGGAGGAGGCGGCGGGGCCUGACGGCGAUGCGCCGGACUGGGGGGGCGCGGGAGCGGACCAGGACGACGAGGAGGGGUUGGUAAAAUUCCAACCUUCUUUGUGGCCUUGGGACUCUGUGAGGAACAAUUUGCGAAGUGCCCUUACAGAGAUGUGUGUUCUCUAUGAUGUCCUCAGUAUUGUCAGGGACAAAAAGUUCAUGACUCUGGACCCUGUCUCUCAGGAUGCGCUUCCUCCCAAACAGAGUCCACAAACGCUGCAGCUGAUCUCCAAGAAGAAGUCCCUCGCUGGAGCAGCUCAAAUCCUACUGAAGGGGGCAGAAAGACUGACCAAGUCAGUGGCUGAGAACCAGGAAAACAAGCUCCAGCGGGACUUCAAUUCUGAGCUCCUGAGACUCCGGCAGCACUGGAAGCUGAGGAAGGUGGGCGACAAGAUCCUGGGCGACCUGAGCUACAGAAGUGCAGGUUCUCUCUUUCCUCAUCAUGGUACCUUUGAAGUGAUAAAGAAUACAGACAUUGACUUGGAUAAGAAGAUACCAGAAGAUUACUGUCCUCUAGAUGUCCAAAUUCCUAGUGAUUUAGAGGGGUCUGCAUAUAUCAAGGUUUCUAUUCAGAAACAGGCUCCAGACAUUGGUGAUCUUGGCACAGUUAACCUUUUUAAGAGACCUUUGCCCAAAUCCAAGCCAGGUUCCCCACACUGGCAGACAAAAUUAGAAGCAGCACAAAAUGUUCUUCUUUGUAAGGAAAUUUUUGCACAGCUCUCCCGGGAAGCCGUUCAAAUUAAGUCUCAGAUCCCUCACAUUGUGGUGAAAAACCAGAUCAUCUCUCAGCCCUUUCCAAGCUUGCAGUUGUCCAUUUCUCUGUGCCACUCCUCAGAUGAUAAGAAGUCGCAGAAGUGUGCCACAGAGAAGCCUGGGCAGGAGGAUCACCUCUACGUCCUGGAGCACAACUUGCACCUGCUGAUCAGAGAGUUUCAUAAACAGACCUUGAGUUCCAUUGUGAUGCCACACCCAGCAAGUGCUCCCUUUGGCCAUAAGAGGAUGAGACUCUCAGGUCCUCAAGCUUUUGAUAAAAAUGAAAUUAAUUCAAUACAGUCCACAGAAGGACUCCUAGAAAAAAUAAUUAAACAGGCAAAGCAUAUUUUUCUAAGGAGCAGGACUGCUGCAACCAUUGACAGCUUGGCAAGUCGCAUUGAGGACCCCCAGAUCCAGGCCCACUGGUCAAACAUCAAUGAUGUGUAUGAGUCUAGUGUAAAAGUUUUGAUCACAUCUCAGGGUUAUGAACAGAUCUGCAAGUCCAUCCAGCUGCAGUUAAACAUUGGUGUUGAGCAGGUCCGUGUUGUGCACAGAGAUGGACGGGUAAUCAUGUUGUCUCAUCAGGAGCAGGAGCUACAGGACUUCCUUCUGUCUCAGAUGUCACAGCACCAGGUGCAUGCGGUUCAGCAGCUUGCCAAGGUUAUGGGCUGGCAGGUCCUCAGCUUCAGUAAUCAUGUGGGACUUGGGCCCAUAGAGAGCAUUGGCAAUGCUUCCGCCAUCACAGUGGCCUCGCCAAGUGGAGACUAUGCUAUUUCAGUUCGUAACGGACCUGAGAGUGGCAGCAAGAUUAUGGUUCAGUUUCCCCGUAACCAGUGCAAAGACCUUCCCAAGAGUGAUGUUUUACAAGACAGCAAGUGGAGUCAUCUCCGAGGACCAUUCAAGGAGGUCCAAUGGAACAAGAUGGAAGGCCGAAACUUCGUUUAUAAAAUGGAGCUGCUUAUGUCUGCCCUGAGCCCCUGUCUGCUGUGAUUUUCUCCAGAACAAGUUCCAGAAAUCCUGACUUGGGUGUUUGCAGAUCAGUUAUAAGCACAAGGGAGAGAUGUCUUCCAUAUAAGUACCGAGCGCAGACUCGUGUGCACUGGUGCUCCAGUCUUUCACGGGAGCCCUGUUUAAAAGUUAUGUUUACUUUGCAGCUUGAAUUCUCUCACUUUAUAAGUGACGAGUACUUUGGAAUGAAAAAUGUAUGUACAGUUAGAGUAUGCGGUAUGAGGAGAUGUAAAAUAGUACAUUUUUUAUACAGCUAACCUGAAAAUAUUACUAACUUAAGGGCUUGAAUUUGCUUUUUUUAAAAUUCCAUCUUUAAUGUUAACAUAAACUUUGUGUUUAAAAAAUCUCCAAGUAUUUUGUGAAUUUCUCAUAACCCAUAUGAGCUGUGUCUCAAAUCAGCUGCUCCUGCUGUUUCUUUAAAAAUCACUCAAGAACAUCUUAGAACACAGAUUCACUGAGCACACUAGGCCCUGUUGCUGAAGUUCACCAAGGUCACGCACAGUAGGCUUCCCUAGUACGUGGGGCUUUUGGGGUGUUGGGGAUGGGAAGUGCCUCUGUAGCCAUCUUCCUCACCUGGGUCUUCAUGAACAGGUCAAAAAGCAGAGGGAACCAAAAAACGUACCAUGAUACAGUCUCUGUUUGUCUUUGGCUGUAUAGAAACGUCCAUAGGGCUGACUGCAUGCCACUUGAAAUUUGACAAGUUGAGAUAUAAAGGAGAUGUGCCAAGUGUGACAACUCACGCCUCUAAUCCUAGGACUAAGGGUUGAAGACAGGAAGAUCAAGAGUUCAAGUUCAGCCUGAUCUGCAAGAGUUCCAGGCUAUUUGGGGCUAUAUAGGAAAAACCUUGUUUCAAAGUUUUGUUUUUGUUUUUUUGUUUUGUUUUGUUUUGUUUUUAAAGCAUUGUAUGAAUACUCAUGCUGUGGAUUGUGUUUGCAAGGGGGAUGUACUUUCCAGAGUACAAUUUAAUAGGGCAAACAUGAAGUGAGGCAAUGCUGACACACAUGAGGAAAAGCAGGCAGGUCAUGUGGAUAAUGGAGUCCAUGGGCUGAGGUGGAGCCCAGUGGGAGGGUGCUUGCCUAGCAUGCAUGAGCGCCCAGAUUCAAGCUCCAGACUCAGAGGAAGGAAAGGGCGUUGGGGAUGAUGGUUGGAAUGUGUCCUGUAAUGUAUGUGUGUCUAGAAAGAUACUGUGCACUCUGAAAAGGGGGGUUGAGGAGAGGGAGCUUGCACUGUAGUGGGGACUUGUGUAUCUUGACUUUUCAAGCAUAUUUUUGCAAUUAGGGAUUCUUGAAAGGCAAGAGAAAUCAGGACUCCAGCUGUCCUUAAGGAUUGGCAGCUGAGAUGGUCACAUGCAGAAUCACAUAUAUUGACAAUCCACCGCUCUUCUGAGUGAAACUUGAUGUAGUUGUGGUAACAGUAGUUUCUCAGUUAAUUCUAGAGGCGUCUGAUGUCAGGAAACAGCAUAAUAAGCCAAUUCUGAUACACGACAGCUGGAGGAAUGAGCCUUCGCUGCCCUGGUAUCACUCAAGGCAACUGCAUCUGAGACAUGUUCCUGAAGGUCAGCUGUGACACUUUGAAUGUAAUUGACCCCCAUUGACCCUUAGGGAGUGGCACUAUUAGGAGGUAUGGCCUUGCUGGAGGAAGUGAGUCACUGUGGGGGUGGGCUUUGAGGUCUCAUAUGCACCCCCUGUGGUACACAAUUUCUCCCUGCUGCCUUGCGAAUCAAGACGUAGAACUUCAUGUCCAGCAUGUCUGCCUGGAUGCGGCCAUGUUAUCUGCCAUGAUGAUAAUGGACUAAACCUCUGAAACUGUAAGCCAGCCCCAAUUAGAUGUUUUGCUUUGUAGGAGUUGCUCUGGUCAUGGUGUCUCCUCACAGCAAUAAAAUCCUAAAACUCA